Molecule: messenger RNA, 1545 nt
Organism: Gryllus bimaculatus (two-spotted cricket)
Lineage: Eukaryota; Metazoa; Arthropoda; Insecta; Orthoptera; Gryllidae
Source: the annotation of a GenBank genome assembly
AUGGAACAUACUGGUAUUGCUUUCGCGAGCCGCUUGAGCGCGUCCCGUGCCCGCCAGCCGCCGCUGCAGCGAAAGGGCCGAGCGGAGAGGCGGCUGUCGCCGCUGCGCGUGCCGCACGCGCUGGCCCUGCUCGAGGGCGCCGACCUGCUGUGCGUGGCGGACCGCGAGAACCGGCGCGUGGUGUGCCCGGCGGCCGGGCUGCGCGUGGGCGACCCGCCGCCCGGCGACCCGCUCGCCGCCGCCCUCGUGCACCCGCCCGACCUCGGCCGCCGUUGUCGGGACGUGGUGUAUGCGGUGAACGGGCCCACCUCGCGGCAGAUCCCCGUGCGAGGAUUCACCCUGGACCCGCAGGCCGAGGAGGUGCUGGACCGCUGGGGCCCCGUUCCGGGGUUUGCGUCGCCGCACGCCCUGGCCGUGUGUCCCAGCGGGCGCGCCCUCUACGUGGCGGAGCUGGACCCGCCGCGGGUGCUCAAGUUCGACCUGCGGCCGCCGCUGCGCGUCCGUCGCAGCACCAGGGCCUGAGCUGCUCUUCCUUAGCUCCGACCCUCGCCCUCGCUCUCGCCCCUUCCUCCGCCACCCACCCGCCAGGGCGACCGCUCGCUCUUCUCCAAGACUUCAUGCAGACCCCACCCCUCGGCUCACCGCCGCAAGCCCCCGCCUCACGACCGAAGGGUGUUGCGAUACUUCUUUCGAUUCUUUUCAUUGGUUCGUACACGAGAGAAAAGUAUUUUUAUCGAUUAUCAGUAACAGAUAAAUUUUAUCGAUUAGUCUACAGUCACAGUAUCAACUGGCAAAAUAAAGUGCAGACAUGCUUUUGACUCAACAUGAAUCAACUGUUAGGCAUAUAUAGUUAAGGAAACAAUUAUUGGCUCUCUUCAAAUUCAUUUUCCAUAAGAAAUCUAAUAUAUUUUACUUAAAUAAAAGUAAAUUAUACUUUUUUUUCUCUUUCAGGAGCAAUGACAUACAGUGACCAAAGUGGAGAGAAAUACGCCCCUGCAGUGAGAAGUUGAUAAAGUUUAUGUUAAUCUGUUUAAUAUGUCAUUAAUGUAAUAUUUGGAUAUUGGACAACUACAGGUUGGGAAUUUUUUGUAGCAUUCAUUCCGUGGUAUUAUUGAUCCGUUAUAAUAGAUGCAGGUACUGCUAAUAUCGAAUAGAGACGUACACCAAGUAUCAGAAGUAUCGCAUCGCCUCUAACCCUAACCCUGGACCCAAAUCUAUUUUCAAUCGCUCAUGCCUUCUUAGAAAGAGGAGAGUUUCAGCAAACUGUGCGACUUACAGAAACAGUUAUCCAAAGCAAAGUAAUUAGUAAUUAUUGACAUUCUAUGAUGUGAAAAGUUUAAGAAAUAAUAUACAGAAACUAAAGAAACGGCUCACAUUGGUCUUCUAAUCAAUGUGUUUCAUAGGUUAAGACAUGGCAAACACAUUUACACUCUUUGUCGAUAAACCUUGCCACCAGACGUUUCAGUAACUAUGCAUAAUAUAAGAAUAUAUCUGGGUAGGAAAGGACCAAACUGAUGACGAUGUUCCUCAUAAUCAUUAAUAUAU